UUUUUUUUAAAAAUUCGAAAUUUUCCACAAAAUCUUAACUUGUUUGAAAAACUGUCAAAAUUGUCAACCUCUGCUUUCUAUGCACCUUUCCUGACCCAAUCGUACUUCUUUGCUUUCAACAGUUCUUUAACGCUAAAGAAAAAAAACAAAAAAUUUGAGAAAAUUUACCGAAAAAAAACCUUAUCUAUUUUUAGUUAUUCGGAGGCUUUCGAUUUUGUUGUUACAUUUUCCAGUAUUGAACAUAGCGGUCUCGGACGAUAUGGCGAUCCGAUAGAUCCAAUUUCGGAUAUACGAGAGAUUAAGAAAAUACGCUGUUUAUUAAAAAAGAAGGGUCUUUUAUUCUUAGCCGUUCCUGUCGGCAAUGACGAAAUUCAUUUCAAUGCACAUCGUGUAUAUGGACGAAUCCGAUUAGCGAUGCUCUUUGAAGGUUCCUUAAAGUUUGAAAAUUUUUUAGAAGGUCAGAUCAGAUAA
This is a messenger RNA of Dracunculus medinensis (Guinea worm), 471 nucleotides long. NCBI's taxonomy places the organism in Eukaryota, Metazoa, Nematoda, Chromadorea, Rhabditida, Dracunculidae. The record is from the annotation of a GenBank genome assembly.